AUGUCGACGGCCGAGAUCAACAAAUACUUCGCCCAACCGGACGCCCCCCUCCCCGAAGAUGUCACCACCGAACUACAACACAUCGUCCAACUGCUCGGCCUCACACCCGAGGACCUCUACUACAAAUGGGACAGCUACGUGAUCACCAUGGGUGCCGACACCACAAAGCUGGACUACAAAACCGUGCGGGACUUCAAAAAGACGCUGCAAGAUGCAAUGGAGAGGGAGUCGAGAAAGGGUCAGGUCACACAUACUGCCACGAAGAGGACGACAGCGACGCCUCGAGCGGGAGCUGGAGGAGAUGUGUUUGGGAUGCUGGAUGGCAUGGUUUCGAAUACACCGUCCGCGCGAGCAUCUUUGUCCAAAAGAAAGGCGAACUUUGACUCGCCCGCUUCUAAGUCGGCGAGGAAUGGAUUGAACAGCUCGCCCGCCGACAGCAAGACUCCGAUUUCCACGUCGAGGAAUAUGCCCUCUGUCAAUUUUGAUGAGAGGAAGAACGCCGGAGAUGUGAUUGAAUGUCUCAACUCUCACCUUCCCGCGGCCGCCAUACCAGAGAUACCACCAACGGAACCACGGAUCAAACUCAAAGCAGCCAGCGAUCUUCCCAAAUUCUCGUACAAGCCAAUGGCUAUGAAACUCUCUGAAGCCUCAGAAACACUCGAUGAUCGGAUUGAUAGCUUCACGGAGCAGGUCCAAAAGCAUUACGAGCUAGAGGACAGCGCUUUCGGCAAUCCCGCAGCUCAAUCUACAGCAGAGAUUGUCGCAGUCGGCCGCAUAGCAUGUGAUGUGCCGAAUGGCAAACUGAAUGCAUCAAGUCUCGUGCUUGAGACCUCCAGACGAAUGGGUGCAGGCAUGCGCGUACCUCUACAGAUGGACCCAUCUCUGACCUACGACUUCUUCCCGGGCAAGAUUGUAGCAUUGAGAGGGACGAAUGUGGGAGGUGAAUUCUUUCGGCCAACAGAGGUACUACCCAUACCUCUCCUCCCACCGGCUGCCUCAUUACCUUCCGACCUCAUCAAUCACAACGCCCGCCUUGAAGAUGCUACGGGUAAUACGCCACCUCUCAACCUUCUCGUCGCCAGCGGACCCUACACGACAGACACAGACCUUUCGUAUGCCCCCUUGUACGCACUGCUCAACGUCGCCUCAACACAAAAACCAGAUCUCCUUCUCAUCUCCGGACCCUUUCUCGACCUCGAACAUCCACAGAUCUCCGCCGGCGACGUAGCAUCUCUCAUCCCAGAUUCCUCAAAUAUCUCCCCUGACCGCGCAACCCUCACCGACCUCUUCCGUCUGACAAUCUCCCAACCACUCAAUGCCCUAGCGGCAGCAAACCCCAGCAUGACAAUCGUCCUAGUCCCCUCCCUCCGUGACGCCGUCAUGAAGACCGUCUCCUGGCCACAAGAUAGAGGCGUCAAGAAAGACUUGGGUCUAGGAGGGCGUAACAUCAACAUCGUCUCAAAUCCAAUCUGCCUCUCCCUGAACGAGAUCUUACUGGGCACAACAAGCACCGACGUCCUCUCCGAACUCCGCAGAGAAAACGUCUACCACAACGCAGCACAAAACGGCAGGACCAAUGGCCUCGGAAUAACAGACGACAUUCUCGCCCGCCUCUCCGGCCACAUCCUCGAGCAAUCCCAUUUCUUCCCCGUUUUCCCUCCAGCCGCACGCGAAGAUCUCCCCAAACCCACCCGACUUGCUGGCGAGGUACCCGAAGUCGGCGGUGAAGAGCAGCUCGCUAUGGGCGCGAACUUGGACUUGGGAUACCUCAAACUCGGCGAGUUCUGGAUGGCUCGGCCGGAUUUGUUGGUCUUGCCGAGCGGACUGAGUCCGUUUGCGAAGGUGGUGGAAAGCACGGUUGUGGUGAAUCCGGGGACGGUCAGUAAGAAACGAGGAGCGGGGACGUAUGCUGUUGUUACGGUGGGGAGGAGGGAGGUCAGGGAGAGUGAGACGGAGAAGGAGGAGACGGUCGGGCAUGAGGUUUAUGAUCGGGCGAGGGUGGAGAUUAGGAGGAUUUAA
Molecule: messenger RNA, 2019 nt
Organism: Zymoseptoria tritici IPO323
Lineage: Eukaryota; Fungi; Ascomycota; Dothideomycetes; Mycosphaerellales; Mycosphaerellaceae
Exons: 1
Coding region: 1-2019 (672 amino acids)
Biological process (GO): DNA replication initiation; DNA replication
Cellular component (GO): alpha DNA polymerase:primase complex
Molecular function (GO): DNA binding
Source: RefSeq, a predicted model, not a curated record